Messenger RNA from Haliotis rubra (blacklip abalone), 2253 nucleotides. RefSeq names its product mucin-21-like. NCBI's taxonomy places the organism in Eukaryota, Metazoa, Mollusca, Gastropoda, Lepetellida, Haliotidae. The transcript has 5 exons. The record is from RefSeq and is a predicted model, not a curated record. Bases 190 to 1428 code for a protein of 412 amino acids.
AUUUCUCAUCGUUUGCUUGUUUUCUCCUCAACAGGACAAGCCUGUCCGGCGGGUACCGAAGUGCUACACGUUUGCCAAGCUGGAUCCAAACAAGGCCCAUCAAUACAUGUGGAUGGGUCCACGGCCAGGGACUUCCAUGGACAAUGCGUGUGUGAGGUGCAUGCCGUUGGUGGGCCGGUUGUUGUCAAGAUGUCAGCUCCGGUGGUCCCAUCUGCCGAGUGCGGCUCUCUGAUAUAUUCUACAGAGAUUGGCUUUACUGCUCAUUGUGGUAAUACGGUGCAAACUGUGUCUGGCAGUAUUGGGACUGAACAAAACGCUUACCUCACUAUUGCAACGGAAACGGAUAGCGCAAAUCCUGAUUAUUGUGUGAAAGUGGAGAAAGAAUCUGGAGAGGGACAAGUUAAAGUCGUCUGUACGGAGAUCCAGCAAGCGGACCGGGCAAACAAAGCAACUACACCUCCCACUACUACUAGUUCAGGAAGUGACACCACUUCUAGCACCGGAGUGGACACUACUUCCAGCUCCGGAGUGGACACUACUUCCAGCUCCGGAGUGGACACUACUUCCAGCUCAGGAGCAGCCACCACUACUAGUUCAGGAGCAGCCACCACUACUAGUUCAGGAGCAGCCACCACUACUAGUUCAGGAGCAGCCACCACUACUAGUUCAGGAGCAGCCACCACUACUAGUUCAGAAGCAGCCAUCACUACUAGUUCAGGAGCAGCCACCACUUCUAGUUCAGGAGCAGCCACCACUUCUAGUUCAGGAGAAUCCACCACUUCCAGUUCAGGAGCAGCCACCACUUCUAGUUCAGGAGGGGAGACAACAUCGAGUUCAGGAGACAACACGACUUCUAGUUCAGGAGGCGACACAACAUCAAGUUCAGGAGGGGAGACAACAUCGAGUUCAGGAGACAACACGACUUCUAAUUCAGGAGGAGGCACAACCUCUAGCUCUGGAGAGACCACUUCUAGCUCAGCAGGUGCCACAAAUUCUAGUUCAGGGGGAGAGACCACUUCAAGCACAGGAGGGAACACGACUUCUAGUUCAACAAACGUCACAACGUCUAGUUCAGGAGGAAACACCACUUCUGUUCCAGCUGUGAACACUACUUCUGUUCCAGCAGUGAACGGCACAACUGGUUCAGGAGGAAGUGGAAAUGGAACCUCAUCUAAUUCAACAAUGAGCGGAAACUGUUCAGAUGCCAGCGGAUCAAAAGCAAAUUGUACGGGAAAUACGAGUGAACUGACAAGUCCUGGAAGCUCAAAUAGUUUGGAAAGCCCAAUCGUUCUUGGAACAUUAGGAGGAAUCAUAGCUCUCCUGGUGAUCCUUGGCGCCAUUGUUUACUUGAGGGAUAGAGCUCGUGCGAGGAAAAUAGCAGAGACAGCGAGGCAAAACCGUAUCAGGCACAGCUACGAACGAAUGUAGUCAUCGGAGUUGGUUUGCUUAAUCUUAAAGUGCCAUUGUUUCUUAAAUAUGACAUAAUUAAAGACAGAUGUGUUAUUUACAUUUUAUAUAACUCAGCGGUGCUAUUGGGUUUGCUAUGAUAUAUGUUUUUUUGUAACAAGUAUAUCGUUAUGUGUUCUGCCAAGCACAUUUCUCAGAUAUUGUGACAUAUACAACUAUAAAUAAAACGAUGUAAUAAUACAUAACUGUAAUUACCACUUUAAAGCACUUCUUGCACAAAUGAAUAUGAUACUAUUAUUGCCAUUGGGAUUUGUUCAGUUCAGCAAUUCAUGCAUGUUUAGUAUGAUUAAUUGUUUCCUUGGACCAGUUUACAAGACGUAGUACUUAAUUAUACACACAGAGACACAGGUAGCCCCGUCGACUAAGGUGACCUAAUUCAAUGUGAGGAAAUGCGUCAGUUUUCCAGACCAGAACCAUGAUGGGUUCGAAUCACUACUUGCUCCGGCUGUGCUUCUUGCUCUUUUUCAACGCCAUAUUCGUACUUACGGGCUUCAACAAAGUGCUAAACCUGCAUCACUUCUUGCUUUAAACGUACAUUAAGCUGACAUGCUGUGAUAUAAAUGGAAUAUUGUUAACUCGCAUAGUGAGCCAAAUGAUAAUUGAAUUUUCAUGUUUGGCACAAACUGGAAAGACCAAGUCAGGAGAAGAAGUUUUGAAAUAAUCACGGCAUUAUGCUAAAUCUUGUUGUGCCAGUCCCAGCAUUAAUUAGUAAAUGACUGGAACCUUUCAAUGGUUGUGUUGCUAAAUGUUGUAAUCGAUACGUGCAAAUAAAUCUGUCUUCUAAUA